AUGGGCGAUGAUCGAUUUUCUUACAAGCCGGUAGUCGAUACAGACUUGGAAUUGUUUAACAAACACAAGAAAAGUAUUGAAAGUGAAGUUCGAAAGAAACAUUCGUCGAUUCCGGCUAAUUUUGAAUUGAAACCAGUGACUGCUCGUCACAUUGAGGCUUGUGGUACAAUUCAUGAUUACAAGAUUGCUGUACCCGACAAUAAAUUUGCCAAGAUUUCCUUUAUUACAGGUGCAAUGGAGGUGCAUCCACCUGGUCAAGAUCGACCUCAGCAUCCAUCAGAGCCUACAAUCUCGGUUGGCGAUGAAUUAACAUCAACCGCCGAUGAAUAA
This is a messenger RNA of Adineta steineri, 330 nucleotides long. The record is from the annotation of a GenBank genome assembly. NCBI's taxonomy places the organism in Eukaryota, Metazoa, Rotifera, Eurotatoria, Adinetida, Adinetidae.